AUGAGCUACUACGGCUACUAUGGAGGCCUGGGCUGCGGCUGCAGGGGCUUCGGGGGCCUGGGCUAUGGCUGUGGCAGCUUCGGCAGACUGGGCUACGGCUGUGGCUUUGGGUACGGAGGCUACGGGUACAGCUGCUGCCGUCCAUCUUGCUAUGGAAGAUACUGGUCUUCUGGCUUCUACUGA
Nycticebus coucang (slow loris) is the source of this 183-nucleotide messenger RNA. RefSeq names its product keratin-associated protein 19-7-like. Lineage: Eukaryota; Metazoa; Chordata; Mammalia; Primates; Lorisidae. The record is from RefSeq and is a predicted model, not a curated record. Bases 1 to 183 code for a protein of 60 amino acids. The transcript has a single exon.